AUGCUCUUAGACGGUGAAGAUGCCUAUCGAAAAGCAAAGGAAAUGUUGUCGAAGCGUUUUGGUGAUUCAUUUGCUGUUGCAGCUGCCUUUCGACGGAAGCUCGACACUUGGCCGCAAAUAUCCCCGAAUGACGUACAGGGAUUAAGAAAUUACGCGGACUUUCUAGUUCAGUGCGAGAAAGCGAUGGAAAAGAUUAGUAGCCUGAAGGUCCUGGAUGAUGAUCAAGAAAAUCACAAGUUAGCAUCUAAGUUACCAAGAUGGACAUUGGUCAGAUGGGGAAGACGAGUCUACGAUUGGAAAGAAAAGAACCACAAUUUCCCCCCGUUCUCCGAGUUCGUGAAAUAUCUCGUGACCGAGUCCAAUAUAGCUUGCGAUCCAGUUAUCAGCCGUUUUAAGGAAGACGACUCUAAGAAAGCGAAGAGUCGACCGUACGAAAUACCGAAUCGCAGGAAUCGUCCGAAUCGAGAUGAAUAUCGCAGUCGAAACACACUCGCAACACGAUCAGAAGAAGGAGAUCAGAGCAAGGAAAGACCUAACGGCGAAGCAAAGCAGACCACCUGCAUACUGUGUAAUGGACCUCAUGAACUGAACUCGUGUCAGUCGUUUUGCGCAAAGGAUAUAAUAGAUAGAAAGGAAUACGCGAAAGAGAAGGGUCUUUGCUUUGGCUGCUUAACGCAAGGACACAUAUCUAAACACUGCAAAAGGAGAAAAACUUGUACAACGUGCAAGAAGUCGCAUCCAACAUCCCUCCAUGGAGAUCUUAGGAAACCCGAAAACAAUCAGAAUUCCCAAUCCCCUGAAAAUCCCCCUACGACCAACUGCACAAAGACUUGUUUUAUGAACGACGGUAACGAGCAUCAAAUCAGUUCGAUGAUCGUACCCGUGUGGAUUAGUCACGAGCACAAUCCCGAGUUAGAGAAACUUACCUACGCGCUGCUGGAUGAUCAGUCUGAUACAACCUUUGUUUCGCAGGAAAAUUGA
Paramuricea clavata is the source of this 981-nucleotide messenger RNA. Lineage: Eukaryota; Metazoa; Cnidaria; Anthozoa; Malacalcyonacea; Plexauridae. The record is from the annotation of a GenBank genome assembly.